AUGCGUCAAGAAGCGAGGCAAAGAAGUUUUUUUAAAAGGGGAGGGGGAGGUGGUGGUGGUGGUGGAGGUGGAGGAGGAGGCAUUGGGGGAUUCUGCAGCGGAUUAAUUAAGCGGCCUUACUGCUGCUCACCACUGGUUGCUCUCGUGCUCCUUUGGCUGAUCGGCUUUGGCAUCUGGAAUAGCGGCCUUUUCAGAAGCCGAAAUUCCUCCACGUCUGCUCCUGUCAUCGGUGAAGACGAUGAUCCCUAUGCCAGCGGCCAGCCUGGUGACGACGCAUGGACGGCUAAGUCAACCAAGACCUCUCAACCGGCCAUCACCGGUACAAAUCCCUCUCUUUCUGACGCGUCUGACGACGAUGAUGACCCCUGGUCUUCCAAAAACACGAAUCCUGGUUCGGUGACGUCGCCCAGCCUUGGCAAUGUAGGUUCGGAAAGCGAAUACGGGGAUGGUCUAGGAGGAUCGGAAGGAUCAGAAGUAGGAAGUGGAAUGGGAGGUGGGAAAGAUGCCAGUACCAAAGCUGAAACGGCCCAACCAGCGGCUAAGGCUGGGUGGUUUUCUUGGUUAUGGGGUGGUGGGAAGAAGGAGACGGAAAGCACUAGCACUGCGUCAGACGAGGAGGGUGAGGGAAGCGGAAUCGGGACAGGCGGGUUUAGACCCGGAAGCGGGUCCGGGCUGGGUUUUGGAGAGGCUGGUAACGAGGAUGAGGAAGACGGGGAUGGAGGAAUGGGAGGUUCGACAGGGUGGGGUUCGAAGCUAGCUGGCUCUGGACCUGGGGGUGGUAGGACAGGAGGGUUUGGCGGCCUGCCGGCAACGGGUAUGGAGGAUGAUGAGGAUGAGGAGAGUGGUGCUGGUGGUUUGGGUGGCGGAAGAGGGAGUGCGAAGGGAGGGGCGUUUGGGGCUCGAGAGGAGGGGUUUGGUGGACGUACGAGUGGGAGGAUGGGUGCUUUUGGUGGGCGUGGCGGUGCUGUGAAGAGAAAAGGGAGUGCGUUUGGCGGGGAUGGGGAGGACGAGGAGGAGGAUGGGGAAGGCGGGGGAGGGAGCGGAGGGGCGUUUGGUGGAAGGCUGGGGAGUGCUGGUUCGGUGGCAGAGGAGGAGGAAGAGGAGGAGGAUGACGAGGAGGAGGCGGAGGAGGAGGAGGCGGGGCGGGAAACGGGGCGUGUGAGGCAGGCGGGGAGGGUGGGGAAGGAUGCGGCGAAGAGAAAGGAGGAGGAGCGUGUGGCGAGUAUGUUUUAUGGGACCAGGGCGGCGGACGAGGCUCCCAGUGUGGAGGACGCGCAGGUGGAGGAGGAGGAGGAGGCUCCGGGGGAGGACGAUGAGGGGCUGCUUGAUUUUGCCUCGCUGCGGAUUCCAGGCACCGGCGUCAGAGGCACCAAGGUGAUGGAGGUGGAGCGGCAGCUGGCGUGUGUGGCGAGGGAGGGGCGGUGGGCGCUCAACUCGACGCCUAGAUGGCUGCCGUGGGACCUCAACCCGCUGAGAGUCAAGGAGCAGCCCAACUACCGCACCUGCGACAUGCUGCACGCCCAGCGGGAGGGCGGCAUUUACGGCCUCCAAGCCGAGCAAAUCCGCCAGAAGUACUCCCGAGCCUCCCGCCGCCGAGGCUCGGCCGCACCGGACUGGAAGGUUCGGCGGGAGGUGCUGUACGAGUGGCGCAGCAGCGAGCCGGAGCGGUGCCCGUUCGUGCGGUUCGACCGCGAGGGUUUCUGCCGGGCAGUGCGGGGGCGGAACGUGGUGCUGGUGGGGGAUGCUUUCAGCCUGGACAUGCAUGACGCUGUGCUGAACCAUCUGGUUACUGCUGCUACGAAAAGGGAUGCUGGUCGACUUGGCGAUGGAUGGGCCAAUGUCACGGAGGGCGCAUGCUUCGAGGCGGGCCACCAGCUAUGCACCGACGUGCCCAUCAACCCCACCUCCGCUGUUCUCCCCUCCUCCACCGCCUCUGGCUCGUACGGCAAAGGCCCCCCCGACACCACUGGCGCAGCAGGAGGGGGGGAUAGGCAGGGGGUGGAUGAGGAAGGUGGGAGUGCUAGCAGUAUAGCUGCCGUGCGUGGGAAGGAGCGCAGGAGGCGGGGGAGGAGGCAGGGAGGGGCCGCUCGAGGCCGCGUGCUGCUGUGGGAGUCCGAUGGGAGCGAGGAGGAGGACGAGGAGGAAGGGGCGGAGGGGACAGAGGGAGGAAGAGAUGGGGGAGGAGGGGGAGUUGGGGGAAGGGUGGCUCAAGGGAGCUCCAACGGGGGAGACGAAGGGGAUGAGGAGGAUGAGGAAGGCGGGGGAAGCGGUGGGGGUAGCCGCAGCGGCUGGAGUUCAGGGGGUGGCAGCACUGGUGGAGGAGGGUCGGGGUCUAAUCUCCAGCUGGGGUCCAGGUCUGGGUCAGGAUCAGGGCUAGGUUCGGGCAGAGGAGUGGCGAGGGGCGGGGAGGCAUCGUCGGCGGCGGGGUUUAACUUGCGGGUGGUGCUGAAUCCGUUUCUGACGCCUGACACAGGCCGCCCCACGCGCUACAACACCCGCUGGCUGCGCCGCCUGCGGCGGUGGCGCACGGAUAUCCUCAUCCUCUCCCGCACCGCGCUCUUUAAUGACAAGGACCUAAUGUUACAAGAGGUGCGAGACACCCUGGAGGCAGUGCGCGAGCUCUAUCCGGACAUGCUGGUCAUCUGGCGCAACUCCCCUGCGGGCCACCCCAGCUGCCACCGCUUCACCCGCCCGCUCAAGCGCCGCCCCAAGCCGCUGCAGCUCAGGGGGCAGCUGCCGGCUACUUGGACCAGACAUGCUGAGAUGAAUGCUGCCGUGCGGUCUCUGCUCAAGUACGGGGUGGUGUAUCUAGACGUAGACUCAGCCACCUCACUGCCUGCUGUGAGUGUUACUGUGUGUUACGUCUUACUCACCAAUCCCACGCGUGUGUCCCACCUCUCUCCUUCCUCCUCCCCCUGCCAGGAGUACGGAGUGGUGUAUCUAGACGUUGACUCAGCCACCUCCCUGCGCCCGGACGGCCAUCACAGGAGGAUGGACGGCACAGUGGACUGCCGCCACUACUGCAUGCCAGGCCCCCUCGACCACUGGGUCUCUCUGCUCUACAACCUGCUCCGCCUCAUCGACUCCCACUCUGAGCAGCAACAGCAGAGCGGGCAGAGUGGGCAGCGAGGGCAGCAAGGGGUAUCACCCGAGCCUGUGAGGCCCGGUCUCCUGCCUGUGCGUCCUGAGGGGGAGUCCGAGCCUGGUCGACCACUGGUUGCUGGGGGUGCUGGCGCUGCUGGUGCUGCUGGUGCUGAUGCUGGGGAUAGUGAUAGUGCUGGUGCUGGUGCUGGUGCUGGUGCUGGUGCUGGUGCUGGUGCUGGUGCUGGUGCUGGUGAUGGUGAUGGUGAUGGCGCUGGUGCUGAUGGCGCUGGUGCUGAUGGCGCUGGUGCUGAUGGCGCUGGUGCUGAUGGCGCUGGUGCUGAUGGCGCUGGUGCUGAUGGCGCUGGUGCUGAUGGCGCUGGUGCUGAUGGCGCUGGUGCUGAUGGCGCUGGUGCUGAUGGCGCUGGUGCUGCUGGUGGUGGCGAAGGAGGAGACAGCAGUAGAGAGGGGGAGGAGAAGGGUGGGAAGGGCGAGGGAGGGGCAGAGGACGAGGGUGGGGCAGGGAGUGGGGACCGACAGGAGGCGGGGGAAAGUGGGGCUGCAGAAGCAACCGGGGGUGUGGUAGAGGGAGGAAAAGAGGAUGUGGUGGCAGGCAGUGGGGAAGGGAGGGAAGCGGCCAGUGGGGAAGCGGGGAAAGAUGCAGGAGCAGAAGCCAAGGAGAGUGAUGGGGCUGUUGGGCCUUCAGAGGCAGGUGGGCUCGAUACUGGUGACGAGGGGGGCAGGGAGGAGACGGGGAGGAAGGAGGUACCGGAGCAAGGAGCAGCAGAGGAAGGGGCAGCAGAGAAGGGAGGGGCAGGGGGGGAGCCAGGAGCAGGUGAGCAGAGAGGAGUGGAGGAAGGCACAGGAGCAGGAGGCGAGGAAGGAGGGGCAGUAGGGGUUGCGGAUGAAGGGGUUGCGGAUGAAGGGGUGAAGGAGGGAGGGGAGGCUGGUGGUGUGAAGCAAGCAGAGGGAUCAGGAGAGGAAGCAGGGAAGGCAGGGCAAGCAGGAGAGGCAGGGCAAGCAGGAGAGGCAGGGCAAGCAGGAGAGGCAGGGCAAGCAGGAAAGAACACGGAACAAGUGGGAGGGGGAUUGGAGAACAAGGAUGAAGGGAAGACUGGUCAUGGUGCUGCUGCUGCUGCAGCUGCCACUGGUGGAGCUGACAGUGGUGGUGGUGCUGCUGCUGCUGGCAGCAGUGAUAGCAGCAGUAGCAGUGCAGAGUCGAACUACUCGGAGUGCAUCCCAGGGACGGCAGUGCGGGGCGCACAGGCGGUAAUCAGUUCAAGAAGCCCAAAGAACUCCCUCAAUAACCACCCCCCUGCCCCACCGCCUGCCCCCUCCUUUCAUCCCUCCCCACGCCACUCCCCCCCUCACCUCACAGCGCCCUGCGGGAACUACUCAGAGUGCAUCCCAGCGCGGACAGUGAACUACUCGGAAUGCAUCCCAGGGACGGCAGUGCGGGGCGCACAGGCAGUGGAGCAGACCAACCGUGAGAUGGCGUGUCUGGCGAAGGAGGGCCGUUGGAUCAAGUUCAACACGCCCCGCUGGCAGCCCUGGAGCAAGGACCCCAACCGCAACCCCCUGGCGCCCCACUAUGGCACCUGUGACAUUCUGCACCGCAGAAACAAGGGCGUGUUCGGCAAGGCAGCGGAGGACAUCCGGGUGUCGGGCACGGGCGACUGGAACGUGCGUCCGGAGCUGAAGCACACGUGGAAGGCCAGCCGAUUCUGCCCGCCGCUCAACGGGUACAACCGCGACAAGUUCUGCCGGGCCAUGGGGCAGCGCAACGUGGUGUUUGUGGGGGAUCAGUCGCAGCUGGCGCUGCACGAUGUGUUUAUCAACCACGUGCUCACCAUGAAGACUGCCAAGGAUAUCGGCACUGCUGCUGAUGCCUGGGAGGAGAAUGAAAUUCCCUUGUGCCACCGCAAACCGCACGUGGUGUGUUCGGACCAUGUGCCCGGGGGAUUCACCUUCCGAGUGGUGCACAACAACCUGCUCUCGCCUGACUCUGCCGGGGGCGGCAAGUUCAACCAGCGCUGGCUGCGCCACCUCACCGAGUGGAACGCCUCCAUUGUCGUCCUCAACAAGGGCUUCGAAAAAAGACCAACUGCCAAGUACCUGUCAACGCUACGUGCAUCGCUGGCGAAGCUGCGGGAGGUGGCGCCAGACGUCUUGUUGGUGUGGCGCAACACGUGGCGCGGCCACCCGGACUGCGGCAAUGCCACAGAGCCACUCAAGGCCGUGCCGCACAAUGAGACCAACGACAGCCAGUGGAGCUACGUGGUGGAACAGAACGAAGGGGCCAAGGCUAUUGUGAAGGAGAGAGGCAAGCGGCGGCUGUCCCAUCCCAUGCAUCCUCAUUUUUCGCGCUCAUUUCAGAUCUCGUCGUGUGGGGGAAGGGCAGAGGAGAGGGAUCGACGAGGCUCAGGGGCGGGCGUUCAAGCGCACCACGCCCAGAUGGACGGCUGCAGUCGUGCCCUCCACCAAGCCCUCCAAACGCCAAUCGGAGCAGAACCACAGCUCCCACUCUCAUCAACCUCACAAUGCGCAAAACACCAACACAACCACCAGCACCAACAGCAGCAGCAGCAGCAAGAGCCGGGCGAUCGCCACAGUGCCGCGCGCACCUCCCGCGCCCAUCCCCCGCGAGCCGGUCACUCGCCGCCUCUUCGCGGGCUUCUCCAGAAUCGGGAGGAAACGCCCCCUGGUGCGCGCACUGGGAAGGGGAAAGGGGGAGGCUGGGGGGAAUGUUGUGGGUUGGGCGGAAGCGGGGGAAUGUUGGGGGGGAGUGUUACUCAAAACUCUUCGCGGGCUUUUCCAGAAUCGGGAGGAAACGCCCCCUGGUGCGCGCACUGGGAAGGGAAAGGGGGAGGCUGGGGGAGAGAGGUGGAGGGGGGGCUGAAGGGAGUGUCAAGGGGUGGGGGAAUGUCGGGGAAUCUUGGGGGUGUGGGGGCGUGUCGGAGGUUGGAGAAUGGUGGGAAGCGCGACCCCUUUCCCUUUCUACUCUUCAUCCGACCCGUCCCCUCCCCUUCUCAUCUAAUCUGGCCUCCUCCUUUCCCUCCUUUCUUCCUUCCCCCGUCGCGCCCUCCGACCCGCCCUCCGCACGAGCAGUGGAAGCAGGCGGGCAUGUGGGUCGCAGGAGCGGCCGCAGCAGCCGUGGGCGUGCAAGUCAGCGCGCAAGUGCUUGAGGCGCUCGACAAGGUCCCCUUCCUGGCGGAUCUCGAGGUGCUGGUGGGCACGGGCGUGGCGCUCAACUUCCUCUCCUCCUACGUCCGCGGAGGGCCGGCGCGAGCGCGGGUGCAGGCGAGCAUAGACAGCAUAGUGGACGCCAUUAAAGGCUUCGACUCGCCCACCGACUCGGACCUUCAGCUGCAGCUGCAACAGCUUGUUGCCGACACCACCGUCGUCGCUACUCCCUCUCUCGCCUCCGCCUCCUCCUCCUCCUUCUCCCCUUCCUCUUUCUCCUCCGCGUCAUCCUCCUCCUCCUCCUCGCCCUCCUUCGCUGCUCGAAUUGCCGGUACGGGGCUGUUCAAGGCAAGGGGAGGGCAGAGCACCAAGGAAGUGGGCGGGCAGGCGAGGGCAGCCGAGUUGACCUUCGGAGGGAAUGGUGGGCAGGCGAGGUCAGCCGAGUUGACCUUCGGAGGGAUCAGGGGGGAGGGAGAGAGAGCAGAGGAAGGAGAAGAGGUGGUGCUGGUGAAGAAACAGUCGCUGAUCAGCCGGUUGGUGGAUUUUGUCCGAGGCAAGGAGGUCAAGACAAAACGUGCCACCCUCGCGCUGCAGGCCGAGGCCGCCCGGUCGCAGGCGCUGCAGUCCCGGGCGGCGGAUCUGAACCAGUCGCUGCAGGCCAGCAAGCGGGCGGCGCAGGCUGCCGCCCAGAAGCUGGAGGAGCUGCGGGCGGCGAACGGGCGGCUGCAGGCGGAGCGGAGCGAGUCCCGGGCGGCAAUGGGCGGACUGCAGCAGGAAGUGGCGUCGCUGUCUGCCGCCCUGGGGAGCCUGACUGCAGACACAGACGCGUUGAAGCAGUCCAAGGAGAAGAAUUCUCAAAAGUGUUUCUCCCCACCCACUCCCCACUCCCAGCUCGCCUCCAAGGUGCAGUCAGCACUCACCGAGAACCAAUCGCUGACAGCCAGCCUGGCAUCGGCGAAAUCCCGGCAGCAGCAGCAGGUGGCGGCGGCAGAGGCGAUGCGCGCGCAGCUGAGAGCCGCUGAGGCCACGCUGGGUGAGCGGGAGGAGGCGCUCAGAAGGGCGCAGGCGGAGAGCGCGCAGGAGAAGACGACGUACGCCGCCCGGCUUGAGGGCGUGAAGGUGGGUGUGGGUGCAUGCACGAAUGCAUGA
Closterium sp. Naga37s-1 is the source of this 7413-nucleotide messenger RNA. NCBI's taxonomy places the organism in Eukaryota, Viridiplantae, Streptophyta, Zygnematophyceae, Desmidiales, Closteriaceae. The record is from the annotation of a GenBank genome assembly.